GUCAACUGCCAUAUUGACAGAAAUUCAACUCUAAAAAACUAAAAGAUCUUGUUCUGCCUAUCAACCGAGACAAUUGUGACUUGAACUAAAACAGGAGUUACAGUUCAGAGUGUAUUGAGGUACAGUGUGUUAUUCUUUGUGAGGUUUACUCACUUCGAGAGCCAUGUUAGAUUUAGGACUACCUGUUACACAGAGAGACAUUGGUUACCACAUUGAGAAUGGUAUUUCUAAAGGUAGAAGGAAUUUAUAUGCUACAGUCGACUGUAUAACUCCUGAAAAUUGUACUGUAAACCCCCUAUCAGCUUCCAAACUGUACUGGGCAGUGUCAAUUCCCACUGCUCUUUAUGGAGCAGAGGUUCUUGAAUACAAUGACUCCAGCCUGGGUAAACUAGAACGUUUCCAUACUCAAACAGCUAAACAUAUUCAAGGUUUACCAAAACAUACAACAGAUUGUGCAUCCUUGUCACAGAUAGGCUGGUGUGACAUCAGUGAAGUUAUUGCAAUGAAGAAACUCAUGUACUUUUGGCAUAUAUUUAACACUUGUGCUGGACAAUGUAAAGCUGUGAGUAUUGCUAGAUGGUACAUCCUACUUUUUAAAAUAUUUAUCGUAGGGAUGUCAGUGUCUUCGCCUAUAGCUGAAAUAAUCAAACUAGGUACAAGGUUUAAUCUCUUAGAUAGAAUGAAGAGCUAUAUCGACCAAGGUAUAUUCCCCAAAAAACAUCAUUGGAAGAAAAUUUCUAAAAAUGCUGUAUCCAAUUACUACAUAAAUAGAUGGCAUCUAAAAUGCAUGAUGUAUACUAAGAUUAAGACGUACAGAGAUGUCGUCAAUAAUCGAGUUCCAAUAAUAUGGUACCAAUUAUGUAAAUAUAGGCCUGAUCUCAUUUUCAAAUGUAAGUUUAUGGUACGGCUGCUGGUGGGGGAAGCCAUUGGGAGGUAUGCAGAAGCUAAAGAAAAUAGAUUGUGUCCUUUAUGUGGAGAGUGUGAAACAUUAAUUCAUUUUAUAAAGGAUUGUACUGAACUUAAGAGUCGUCGAUUAUUAUUAAAACCCCUUAUUGACAAAUAUGGGAUGGCGUAUUGCCCUUUAUCUUCGCUCCAGAUGAGCAGGAUGACUGUAUAUUUAUUGUUAACACUUUGUAUGCGAUGUAUCAACAUCGAACAAACGCCAUUUUGUAAAUAUCAUCCCGACCUUGUAUUGUUCACCUAAAUGUUUGUAUAUAUGUUAACAUAAAUUAAUGUAUAUUAUGAUGAUCAAUUAUGGUCGCAAUAAAGAAAUAUAUAUAUAUA
Molecule: messenger RNA, 1284 nt
Organism: Owenia fusiformis
Lineage: Eukaryota; Metazoa; Annelida; Polychaeta; Sabellida; Oweniidae
Source: the annotation of a GenBank genome assembly